ACUUUCACACUCACACACACACACACUGAGAUGAAUCCGGCUGCUCUCUCAUCUCUCGGACACCUCAAAUUCAUUUCUCUAACUGCACGAAGACGUUGCCAAAAAACAUCUGCAACCAGAAUCUAGCAGGAGGAUUGUAAUGAGAGAGAGAGAGAGAGAAAAAAAUGAAUCAUGCUUGAAUCCAGAAACUGUGAGUUUGGGACCGGUGUGUUGUCCAGCUGCUGUGGCGCUCAGGAGGAUGAUGUGAAGUUGUGAGUCAGAGGCGGAGGACCAGCAACUUUUAUAGACUUUCAAGUCCACCGCCUGCAAGUAGCCAGCAUCCCUAAUUUAGACUUGUUUUACUCAGGGACUGCGCAUCUGGAGAGCUUUGACAAUUAGACCAGUGCUUUUAGGUUAUGUGUUGUCGAGGGCGUCUUGAAGCGACAAGGAAAUGGCAUUUCUGGUUUUUGUGGCUCACAAUGGAGAAUAAAUGAAAGGGACGUUUCAGGGGGAUUAACUGACAGCACAACGACAGAAUGCAGGAGAGGGACCUACAGAGCAUGUGCAGAAGGGCGCUACUGCUGACCGUCUGUAUGGUGUCUCUCUGGGGACAACUGACCAGUGCAUCAUCACACAGAAGCCACAUAGUUCAUGUGAAAGCGGGAACCUGUGAGGUGAUUGCUGCACACCGAUGCUGCAACAAGAACAAGAUCGAAGAGAGAUCCCAGACUGUCAAAUGCUCCUGCUUCCCUGGACAGGUGGCGGGAACAACAAGAGCGGCUCCAUCUUGUGUAGACGCAUCCAUAGUUGCACAGAAGUGGUGGUGCCAGAUGCAUCCCUGCAUGGAUGGGGAAGAGUGUAAAGUGCUGCCAGAUCUCAAAGGAUGGAGCUGCAGUACAGGAAACAAAGUUAAGACAACCAAGGUCACACGAUAGUCGUCUGUUUCCAGGAUGAGCUUAUUUGGAACCAUACUUUUGUUUAUUUGACCAACACAGUAGGACACUUGGAUAUCAUGUGUUUUGAGGAUUAGUGGAAACCAGGGACCAACAAGGACAAAAAUCACGGACAUUCCACUGGAAGGAUGGAAGAAAAGGACCAGAGGACAUCAUAUAAGACUACAUAUCCAAAAAGAUUCCUGACUUUAGAUCCAGCAUCAACAGUAGCUGUCUCUGAACUCUACUGCCCACCAAAUCUCUCUUUGUAUUAUAGUUUUAUUCCUAUGGACUAGAAGACUCAACCAUGAAGAUAUUUAUUGACUAAAAAGACUGUGGAUUACACCAGAAAAAAAGAAAAAAAAUCACCCUUAAAACAAAAACCAUGUGAUGUGAAACUUUUGUGUUAUUUUCUUGCCACAGGACUCUUGAUGCAUAUCUGUGUUGAAGAUCUAGCGAGAUCAUAAGCAUUUUUAUUCCUUUUAGCCUUACGCUGCAGAUAUAUCUUCUGUUUCUUUUAUUUGUUGAAACUAUCAAGUGUUUGGCUUUUUAAAGUUUAUUAGGAUAUCAAGUCUUCUUUUCAAAGACAAAAGAUGAUGCCACAACAAUAAAAACCCAGAAAAAAAUGUAAUGUUUGACUACAUGUCACCAAGGGUCAACACAGCUGAGUUCUGCCAAAAUGUUUUAAUGGUAUCUGUUGUUUUCAAAGCCUGGUGACUACCACUGAUUACAAAUGUCGAUAUAAUCUCAAUAAAUCUAACUCAAUGGAUAUCACUGUUCAGUAAAAUCUGGGUUUUUACAGCCUGUGUUAAUGCUCUUUGUGUAUCACAUCACAAUUACUUGGAGGAGGAGUAGGUGAUCCCACAGCUAAUCAGUGUUCAUAAUGAAACUGAAAUGUAUGAUUCAGGAAAUGCAAAAAAUAGGCCAAAAAUACAAAGAGAAAAAUCUCAACACAUUGUUUGUUAAAAUGAACAGACUUCACAAAAAUCCGUCUGAAAUCUGGUCCAGAGGGAGACUGAUAAUU
Larimichthys crocea (large yellow croaker) is the source of this 1935-nucleotide messenger RNA. RefSeq names its product TAFA chemokine like family member 3a (gene tafa3a). The record is from RefSeq and is a predicted model, not a curated record. Bases 516 to 914 code for a protein of 132 amino acids. Gene Ontology annotation, molecular function: receptor ligand activity. The transcript has 5 exons. NCBI's taxonomy places the organism in Eukaryota, Metazoa, Chordata, Actinopteri, Sciaenidae.